CGGAGCCGAGUGCGGGCCGAGCGGAGCCGAGCGCGGGCCGAGCGCGGGCCGAGCGGAGCCGAGCGGGAGCCGAGCGGGAGCCGAGCGGAGCCGAGCGGAGCCGAGUGAGAGCCGAACGAGGCCCGAGCCGAGCAAGACCCCCCCGAGACUCACCGGGACCGACCGGGACCAACCGGGACCUACCGGGACUCACCGGAAUCCACCGGAACCCAGUGGCGCCGCCAUGUGCGACGCGGCGGGCGGCGGUGGUGGCUGCGGGGCGGACACGGAUCCGCCGCGGCGCCACCGCGCACCGGCAGACAGGUGUGAGUCCGGUCCGGCCUCGGAAUGGACCCCCGGGGCCGCUCCCGGUACCCCCCGCCACCCCCGAACGUGCAUGAAGUGCGGGCAGGGCACGGCCGCGCUCGUCAUCCGCGUCGGGGACCCCUUCUGCCGCGGCUGCUUCCGCGAGUACUUCGUGCACAAGUUCCGUGCCAUGCUGGGCAAGAACCGCGUCAUCUUCCCGGGAGAGAAGGUGCUGCUGGCAGUGUCGGGGGGCCCGGCCUCCAGUGCCAUGGUCCGGCAGGUGCAGGAGGGGCUCAGCCGGGAGGCGGCCAAGAGGCUCCGCUUCGUCCCCGGCCUCGUCUACGUUGAGGAGGGAGCCGUGCGCAGGCAGAGCCCGGAGCAGCGGGAGCAGACCCUGGCCCAGAUGGAGACCCUGCUGCAGGCCACCGGCUUCCCCUACCACCUGAUCCACCUGGAGGAGGCGCUGGAGCUGCCCCCAUCCAUCUUACAGCCGGGGCCGGAGCGCGCCGGCACGUCCGGCACGUCCGGCCCUUCCUACAAGGAGGCUGUGGACAGCUUCAUCCAGCAGCAGCGGCAGGACGGGGACAGUGGCACCUCUCUGCCUGGUCACAGCGCCCCGGACACGCCAGCAGGACCCCCGGCCACCCCCCGCCUGCCGGACGCCGCCCAAACCCAGGAGCUGCUCCGCUGCUUCGAGGCCGCGGCGACGGCGACGGCGCGGGAGGAGCUGCUGGAGAUGCUGCGGACCCACCUGAUCGUGCAGACGGCCCGGGACAGGGGCUACGCCAAGGUGAUGAUGGGCGAGAGCCUCACGCGCGUGGCCGUCAAGCUCCUCACCAACCUCUCCCUGGGCCGCGGCGCCUUCCUCGCCGUGGACACGGGCUUCACGGACCGGCGCCACGGUGACGUGAUGGUGGUGAGACCCAUGCGGGACUACACGGCCAAGGAGAUCGCCUUCUACAACUUCUUCUUCGGCGUCCCCUCCGUCGUCGUGCCACCGCUCUUCACCAAGCGCCGGGAGAAGCCCAGCAUCCACCAGCUGGUCGAGCGCUUCCUGCUGGGGCUGCAGGAGGAGUUCCCCUCCACCAUCAGCACCGUGUACCGGACUGGGGAGAAGCUGAGCCCGGAGCCAGCCAAGGCCAGCAGCGAGUCCCAGCGCUGCCUCCUCUGCCUCUGCGGCCUGGACACCUAUGGGGAGGAGGAGCUGGCUCUGGAGCCCACGCUGAUCUUGGAGGAGCCAGCAGCAGGGGUUGAGAGCAAAGCUGCCUACAUCCCCCUGCUGUGCUACAGCUGCCGCCUCACCUUCAAGGAGCUGGGUCCCCUUGACACACUGCCACCCUACGUGCGCGCCGAGGGCCAGCGCAGGAUCCGCAGAGCAGAGAUGGAGCAGAACCAGGAGCCCAGCGAGAGCUGAGGGGCUUGGGGACAGCUGGGGACACACCCCCAUCCCACUGUGGCACUGCUGGGGCCGGUGCCGCUCCUCAGGGAGACCCCAGAGGUUGCUGAGGACUCGUGACGCCCAGGCAGCUGCUUUUAUACCCCAUUUCUGUGCCAGCCAGGGGCAGGGAGAGUCCCCAUCCCCAUUUACAGGGGGCUGGGGUUCAGGUCCCUGGUCCCCCCCACCGCCCUGCCCCAGCUGCCUGUCAGCCAGGGAGGCCUCAAGUUUGUUUUAUUCGGUAUCUGUAUAAAUAAAACAUUUGAAUUAUUAAAAAAAACCAAACCCAAAGUCACAAGUGUCUAAAGUCCAACUGGGGCUGCCAGACCCCCUCAAACUUGGGGGGGGCC
This is a messenger RNA of Vidua chalybeata, 2070 nucleotides long. It is a transcript of the gene CTU2, whose product is annotated as cytosolic thiouridylase subunit 2. Gene Ontology annotation, biological process: tRNA wobble position uridine thiolation. Lineage: Eukaryota; Metazoa; Chordata; Aves; Passeriformes; Viduidae. The coding region runs from base 224 to 1699 and encodes 491 amino acids. The transcript has 15 exons. Gene Ontology annotation, cellular component: cytosol. Gene Ontology annotation, molecular function: sulfurtransferase activity; tRNA binding. The record is from RefSeq and is a predicted model, not a curated record.